GUUCCUCGGUUAGCUGACGGUUAGCCACGGCUAAAAACAUUGUGGUCUCGCUGACUCGCCGUAGCAUGCUGUCUUCUUCUCCUUCUUCGUGGUGGGCCAGCUGUUGCCAUGGCGACUGCACUCACAAGUUACCGCAGGUGGAAAACUAACUGAACUUUAAAGCAGCAGACACGCUCUCGAGCAAAAGACACACAUAGACCUAAAACAAAACACAUUUGGAUUAAAAAGAAAUGGCUUCUUGCUUGGUCCCCGACUUCCCGGCCGUUAUGGUUGCUCUCGAGCAUUUAAAGGAACUGGACAAACAGUUGAAAGAGGAGGGAGUACCAUUCGCACCUGAAGCUAGCCCCCAUCUGGCAGAGAUGACGGAUGCUAUUACUGACCUGGAGUCCGACCGACGUGCUGCCCAUGAACAUUUAGAAGUGGAAACCAUAGAAAACAGUAAGCUAAGACAUCAAAUUAACAACAUACGUGAAAGAAUGAGCCAGGAGAUCAUGGCUGACGUUGCAGCAGCCCGUGCAUCUAAUGCUGAGGAGAUAGAGCAGCUGCACAAAGACCUAAACACAGUCUCUCAGCUACAAGAAGCCACUGUGAAGAGGCAGGAAGCUCUCUUGAGCCAAAACGAAGCACUGUACCCUCAGCGAGAACAACUUAAGGGUGAGCAUGAAGAGGUUAUUGCUGCUCUGAAUGAUCAAAUCACCCUAAAAUAUGGCUUGCAAAUUCAGCUGGAUCAGACACAGGAGAAGAUAGAAGAGCUGAAGUCCUGCAUUGCUGUUGUGGAACAGGACAAAAUAACACUGGAGCAAAACAUGGCGCUCGAGAGAGAGGCUUCCACUGUGAAAAAAGACAACCUGUCCAGAGAAGUGGAUCAGACAGAUGGGAAAACUAAGCAACAGAAGCAAGCAAUCAGGAGGAACAGAACAGAGCUGAACAGAGUUAACGACAAGAGACAAGAAACCAAUAUCCAUCUGGGAGAGCUAAUGGCUGAAAUGGCCAAGCUAGAGAGCAAUUUACAAAGACUAACAGCAUCGCGGUGCCAGUUUGAGAAACAGCUGGAGGGGGAAACCCAAAAACAUCAAGAACUGAGGGAACAGAGAGAAACGCUUAAGAAGGAGUUGCGUGAGUUGGGAGAAGCGUUCAGCCUGGCCAUUCAGCGUCUUAAAGACGAAAUUUCCACAGUUGAGGGUAAAAUCGAGGAGGGUCGAGCAUCAAAGUUGCUCUGUCAAGACCUCCUGGCUCAGAUUUAUGAGAUAUUCAAGCACCAUCAUGAUGAAGAGAGUGAAGUAAGGUCAGAGUAUUUCCACGUCUCACAGCAGCUUGACCGGUCCAAGCUGCAGCUCGAGGAAAGGAUUGCCUCCAUAGUCAAACACAAGAAGGACAUCAAAGAGAUGGACAAGCAGAUCAGUGCACUGCUGGAAGCUGACACGAUCAACCAGCGUGUAUUUCAGAGGAAUCAGCAGGAGCUGUGUGGUAACAUGGACACAGAGAAGAAGAACGUCAGCCAUCUUGAGGAGGAGAAGAGUAGGCUAAGACGACUCCUUGAGGAGGAGAAGAGGAAGCAGGAGGCACACGUGGCGAAAAUGACCUCUGACAUCAGCAACACCAGGAGGAGAUAUGAGGAGCUGCGAGAGGAGGAGGCAGCACUCCACCAGCGCCAGCCCAAGAGCACAGAUGCCAACUUACUAAUGAGCCACAUGGCCCAGUGUGAGGUGGAAUACAGACAGACAGAGAUCAAAUACCAUCAGGAAAUACAGGAACACGCUGCAGAGACUGAGAGCCUCACAAGGAGCAAUGAGGAGAAGCAGAGGGAGGUGAAGGAGAAAGAGGAGGUGCUGAGGGAGGUGGAGGCCAGAUGGAAUGAGGAGCAAAGUAGGCACCAGAGACUGAAAAUGUUCACCUCUGAGUUGAGGUCGAGGAGGACUGAGCUGGAGCUGUCCAUUCAGGGGUUGAGGGAGAAAACCAGCUGUCUGCUUCAGCCCAAAGAGGAUAUGAAGGCUGAGCUGGAGGAAACGCAAGCAAGUUACAUGGAUGUUCUCAAAAAACAGGCCUCAGAGCUGAGAGCUGUAGAAAUAAACAUCUACAACAACAGCGUGAAACUGGAGCAGGUCCGAAUGGAGAACAGCAGGCUGCAUCUCUGUAUCAGACAGAUGACAGAGGAUGUUAGCAGAGCCAGGAGGAACAAAGACAGAUACCGGCAGGAGACUGACCAUUUCAACCAGGACAUAAAGGCCCUGUGUGACAGUUUACAGGAAGCAUGGAGAGAGGAUUUAUUGGUAACUGAGGACUGUCAGAACAGUGAUGGUGUUCUGUUGAUGUCUGUGAGUGCUCUGCUGAACCAUUUGAAGACUAGGAGACAGCAGUUAGGAAAUGUGAACAUACUCCUUCACCAGCAAAUGUUAGACUUCAGCAAACGACUGGGAGAUAAAACAACUAUAGACCAGCACAGUUGAGUUGAUAAAAGUGAUUCUAGUUCUAUGUCACAACAAGUGACGAUAUGAAUUUAGAUAACCUGUUAACUCAAAACAAAAAACUUAAUAAAGGUGAAAGCAACAAGAUCAUAUGAAGUUUUUUUUUAAUUCAGACUAAAUAUACAUAAAAAUACUCAAAAUAACAACUCGCCUGAGUAGACUUAAGUAAAAAUAUCCAAACUCAUUCUUUUGAUUUGAUUUGAUUGUAAUUGUUGACAUAGACCUUUAUCUCAACAUUUUGACUUGUCAAACACAGGUGGGUGUGAUAAUAUGAUUCAUGUCUGCAUCGCCUUCCUUGCUGGAAAUGAGCCAUCGUUAAUGUUAUUAGUAGCACCUGUGCUGUUCCGGCCACGACAAGUAGAAAUCUGACACCACUAUUAUAAGUUAAGUAUACGUGUUUUAUUUGGUUAGAUCUCAGUCAAUUUUAGGUUUAAAAUUGAAUAUAGUUUAUGAUAAGAGGGCAAAAACUUUUUUUUCGUCAUUUUGCCAUCGUUGAUAGCUGACAGUCAAGAGAGACAGAGGAAGCAAGGGCAGAGAGAGAGAGGGCUAUGGCCUGUAACGAGAGUCCCCCGGCCAGGAAUCGAGUCAUGGACAUUGUGGUCAUGUGGUAUGUGACUUGACCAUUAAGCCACUUGGACGCCACUGUAAUUCUUUAUAUUUUAUCUCUAAUUUUUCUUAUCAAUAGGCUUUUUUCAGUAAAGACAUUUGGCAUGUCUUACAAUCACAGGUGUAUCUUAUAUGAUUCAUGAUGGCGGAAUCCCAUUUAGCUGCUUCAGUUUCAGGAUCCUGGUAUUGUUCAUGCUGACUCACUGUCAGGACACUUGAAUAGAAGAGAGCCAUUGUUGAUGUUUUUAGCAACACACUCUUUUCAAUGUCGCAAGCCAACAUGUCGUGUUAGCAUGUUUGAAGAAGGUCUAAUCAAUUAUUUACUACUUCAUUUCAUUUCUAAAUCUGUGCUCAGUAAGUUUUGUAGUUUUGACUACUGUAAAUCACAGGUUGGGGUAGAGUGGAGUUAUUAAAUGGAAUAGCAAGUACUAUGCAUCAGCUUUUCUAAGGUCUGACCAUAAUAAAGAAACCUAAAGUGAUCCAGUAAGUCCAGAUAGUCACAUCCUGAAUUGAUGCCUUUCUUAGAAUAUUUGUGUUGUAGUUUUCUCCCUUGACAUACCACCUGGAAGCAUUGGUAACCACUUUCGGAGUUAAAUGUUCAUUUGCAGUGGCUAUUCCAAAACAUUUGAAAAGUAUACAUUUACUGUUGCUGCUGUGACUUGUUUACAAAGUCUUUAAACAGGUCAAGAGUGUAGUACUUUAUUUGUAGCUGUAUUUCUCAUAUACAUCAUUUGGCACAUACAGUAGCUAUUAUAGAUUGAUAUAUAGCUAUAGCUAUGUAUAAUGAGAGCAGAGGGCUCAUUUAACAUAAUAACAGAUGUACCUCAGUGUUUGUGUUGGGCCAUUUUUGAAACUACUUGGUAACUAUUUCUCUUUAUUCACUUGUGAUUGAAUUGUCAUUAAAACCAAUUGCUUUUAAUAAGGAUAUUUUGGAAUCAGUGUAAGAAAUGGAAAGGUUGUCACCCACCUCACCAUGGAGUCGUUCCUUUCUUCUGCUCUUAUGGUGAUGCUCCAUUAGUCAAACGCUAAUAUACUCGUUUUCCUUUUAUGCUGCAUGUAUACUGCAUGUUUAGUUGAGUCUAGCUAGCGUCUCUCUCCAGGGCCACAGUUAGCACCUCACUUGCUUGUUUGCUUGCUCCUUUUAUUAUUUGUGUCAUUAAAUGCACAGUAAUUUCCAUCGUAUACUUUGUUCACAUGCAUUUUUAAGGAUUUUUCCCUAUAACAGCAUUUAGUAUUUUUUAAUGAAAUUUACUGUUAUUUUAGAGUUACAUUGGGUGUAAAAAAAAAAAAAAAAAACUAAAAUACAAAAAAAAACUAAAACAAAAUGGAAAAGGGAAAUUUUUAAAGAAAAACAGUAAAAUUCAAAACAUGGCCUCACUUCUUCUCAAACUGCUGCCUGUUAUGUUUGUCAGUCUUUUUUUCCAGUGGCCAUGUUAAAUUUUUGUUUGAUUCAGUAUGACUGAACCCUGUGAAUUAUCUUAU
Molecule: messenger RNA, 4553 nt
Organism: Seriola aureovittata
Lineage: Eukaryota; Metazoa; Chordata; Actinopteri; Carangiformes; Carangidae
Gene: ccdc175
Product: coiled-coil domain containing 175
Exons: 1
Coding region: 231-2447 (738 amino acids)
Source: RefSeq, a predicted model, not a curated record